Messenger RNA from Salvia splendens (bonfire salvia), 1479 nucleotides. Its product is annotated as protein Mpv17. NCBI's taxonomy places the organism in Eukaryota, Viridiplantae, Streptophyta, Magnoliopsida, Lamiales, Lamiaceae. Bases 542 to 1186 code for a protein of 214 amino acids. The transcript has 3 exons. Gene Ontology annotation, cellular component: cytoplasm; membrane. The record is from RefSeq and is a predicted model, not a curated record.
UUGUGGAAAUGGUACCAGAAUUGUUUAGCGAUUCAUCCAGUUAAAACCCAGGUGAUCAGCUCCGGCUUCAUUUGGGGGUUGGGCGAUAUUGCAGCUCAAGCAGUCACUCACUCCAACGCCAUGCCGCAAAAGCAUGUGCGUCGUCAUUCUUAUUGUUAUUUCGUCGUUUAUGCGUUUUUGUUUUGUUUUGAUGAUUUUAAUUGCGCGUUUUUGUUUGAAUUUCGCCUGCAUUUUGAGGAUUUGAUUGAAUACGAUGGUAAUGGGUGUAUUGUGAUUUUUAAUUUGGGCAUUUAAUGCUUGUAGGUAUUGCUUGCAGUGAGAAUAACAUGCUAAUCAUUUUGGUUUGAAAUCGGAUUGUUUUGAUUAUAAAUUGUUAGUAGUAUUUUCAAUUUUUAUGUGCAUGUGGAUUUGUGUGAUGGAUUGGUUCAAUUCUAGUGAAGAGAAUUUCGAUAGUGUCUGUUGAUGUAGGUUGUUCGGCUACUUGGUACCGAUUUUGCACACGAAUGCUAUUGUUUGGCAGCAUAUUUGUGAUAAUGAAACAAUGGGGUAUCUCUGUUUGGAGGUUUUUUCCCUCAUCACCUGGUAUUUGUCGAUCAUGCUCUUUAUGUUAUUGUCGACGUGUAAUCUAACGGAUGGUGGGAGCGCACUGCUGCUAAAGCUUGAAUUCAUGCAUUGUGAAAUGCAUUUGCUAGAAGAACAUAAAGAGUUAAAGAUCAAUUGGAGACGAGUAGCAACCACGACUAUGUUUGGUCUUGGAUUUGUUGGUCCCGUUGGCCACUAUUGGUAUGAAGGGCUGGACCGCAUCAUUAGGGUGCGGCUAAAGCUACAGCCGAAUUCCUUCCGCUUUGUAGCUUCAAAAGUAGCAGCUGAUGGUAUAAUCUUUGGGCCCUUGGAUCUGCUCGUGUUCUUCACUUACAUGGGCUUUUCCUCCGGUAAAAGUACUGCUCAGGUUAAAGAAGAUGUCAAGAGAGACUUUCUCCCAGCCUUGGUUUUAGAGGGAGCCAUAUGGCCAGCUGUACAGGUUGUCAACUUCCGCUUUGUCCCUGUUCGCAACCAACUUCUUUACGUCAACCUGUUCUGUUUGCUGGAUAGCUGCUUCCUUUCAUGGAUUGAGCAACAAGAAGAUGCCCCUUGGAAGCGAUGGUUGAAAUCUAGGCUCUCUUUCAAAGAAGGUCAAGGCGGCUGAUUUCUUUCGUCCUGUAUACAGCUUCUCCUCGAGCUUUCUGGUAUGCACCAUUUUUGUUGAUGGAAAUUGAGCAUUAACACCUUUUAAUGGCUGCUCGUGUAUUUGAAGUGGGCAUUCAUAAAAAAAAAUUGUCCCCUCCAACAUGAAGACGAUGACGAAGAGUUUAGUUCCCUGUCUAUUCUUGUUAUUUCAUUUUUCUUUUAAAUUUUUUUCGUUUUUCCUGAUAAUAAAUUGUUAAACAUGGUAAAGAAAGAUUUGGUAUUGAGAUGAAUUCAUGUUUUUUUUCCUUUCAA